AUGACCAGAGACCGAUGCCACCGGCAAAUGAAGAUGAUGGGUAGGGGUCCUGACAGAGGUUGCGGCACUGACGAGAGGCCUUGCCGUCCAAUUUCUAGGGUUCCGGCAUCUAAUUCCCUCGUAAACGAAUCUGAAAUACCUCAACCGACAGUAAAGAAACCGACUUCACCCCACGUUGAUUUCUUCUCCCAAGCUAAUAAGGUCUUAAGCGUGCUCUCGCCAUUUGAUGUUGCAGAGAAUGCGUCUGGUUCUGGUGUUUCUAGUUUUCCAAGUGUGUCUACUUUGCCUAGUCGGUUGGCUAGUUUGUUGAGGCAAUCAGAUGGCAGUAGAAAGAGACAUAAAAGGUCUCAUUCCGGUGCGGAUAAGAAGUCUUCUUCGCGGGCUAGUGACAGGUCUAAAGGAGGGAAUAUUUGGGUUGAGACUGAAGAUUACUUUAGGGAACUGACAUUGCUUGAUAUUGAUGCUUUGUUUAAGUUAUCUUCUUUAUUUAAUUCUUUAGAUUACAGUAAGUGUUUUUAUAUUCCGUAUAUUGGAAAUGAGAAAACUGAGAGAACUGAGACUACCGUGGCAAAUGUGAAAACUGAGGAAAAUGUGAAUGAGAAUGCUGAACAAAACGAGACUAGUGAACAAACGGACACAAGGGCCAAUGUGGAAAUGGAUUGCGUGGUUGGAAAUGGAAAUGGACUCAUUGUGAAAGAUGAGGUUAAUCAAGAGGAUGAUCAGUUUAUGGAAGUUGAUUGUGUGGCAACUCAAAGUGAUGGAGCUGUGUUUUUGUCCCGGGAGGAAGAAAGCGCUUGCUCUGUUUAUGAUUUGUCUAGCAGUGUAGAGUGGCUUUUAGGUUGUAGGAAUAGGAAUAUACUGACCUCUGAACGGCCUUCCAAGAAGCGGAAGCUUUUAGGCGGUGAUGCAGGGUUGGAGAAAGUUUUGGUUGGUUGUCCUUGUGAAGGAAAAUUAUCCCUAUGUGAUUUUUGCUGCAAGGGUGAGAUGGGUAACGAUUCAAACAGGUUGAUUGUUUGCUCUUCUUGCAAGGUUGCAGUUCAUCUUAAGUGUUAUGGUGUGCAAGGGGAUGUAAACGAGUCUUGGUUGUGUUCCUGGUGCAAGCAUAAGAGUGAUGGCAAUGAUUUAGGGAAGCAGUCUUGUGUACUUUGUCCGAAGCAGGGUGGUGCGUUGAAACCUAUUGAUGUAGAAAAUGGUGGGUCUGUUCUGGAGUUUGUACACUUGUUUUGUUCCCAGUGGAUGCCUGAGGUCUAUAUAGAGGACUUAAUGAAGAUGGAGCCGAUUAAAAAUGUGGGAGGAAUUAAGGAAACCCGAAGAAAAUUAGUGUGUAAUGUAUGCAAGGUGAAGUGUGGUGCCUGUGUUCGGUGCAGUCAUGAGAAUGCAGUGAUUGAGUGCGGUGAGGACUUGCUAUGUAAAAUGUUUGGUGAUGUUUUUAGCACCUCUUUGAUGUUUGGUGAUGAACUUGCAGAACUGCUUUCCAUCCUAUAUGUGCAAGGGAAGCAAGACACAGGAUGGAGGUCUGGGGCAAAUAUGGUUCUGAUAAUGGAUAGCUCUCAAUUAGGAGAGGCUUUUGUGGCUGCCAGUCAUGACUGCUCUGUUGCCAGCCAUAAUCCAUCAAUGUUGCAAAUGAACAAACAACACAAGUUAAAUAUCGGCCGAAACGGAGAUAGACUUGCUAUCCGCAUAGAAACUUCUGAUACUAAUGCUGGUAAACCCGGUGACGGUGAAUUACGGGAAAUAGGAGUUUGCGAUUCCAGAUCAAAUGCUGUACCUCUGUCAGAAUCUGGGGAUGUAGAUCAACUCAUUGAUAUAGGGAUAUUUGAGAGAAGCGGCUAUGAGGGUGCUAGCACCGACCCCCGAGAUCUUUUGCUGAUUUUGAAGAAGUUAAUUGAUCAAGGAAAAGUAAAUGUAGAAGAACUGGCAAUGGAAAUCGGCACCUCACCUGAUUUGUUAAUUUCAACACUGGCUGAAGUUAAUUCGGCCCCUGAUUUUCAGCCCAAAUUAGUCAAGUGGUUUCAGAAUCAUGUUUACAUGGCUAAUCGACAUAAAAAUUUUAAAGUUAAACUAAAGUCCACAAUUUUACCAAAGGCCGAUAUUGGAACAGCAGACCCUUCUGAUGGUAUAACAGUAUCGGAGACUGAUAUUACAGAUGCUGUUGCUGUCAAGUCAGUUCCCCCUCGGAGAAGAACCAAAAGUAACAUUAGAAUUUUGAGGGAUAACAGAGUAAUUUGCUCACCUGAGGGAAUUUUGAGUGACAAUGGGAUAUUGAUGGAUGAGAUUAAAGUCAUCGGUCAACUGGGAAGUGAAGAACCAGAAAAUUGUAGGGAAGGAUACAUCACUGAUUUGGCUGAAAAGAAGGUUUGUAUUGAUGUUGAUAAGAGGAAGCAGUGGGGUUUAUUUUAUGUUGGACUGGGAGAUGCUGAUUAUGGAGUGAGAAGUAGUGGGUUGUGGUUAUCUUUUACAGUGGUGGAAGUUACUGCCAUUUGCAAAUUUGUACUGAGAUCCAAUUUGCCUGCCUUUGCGUUCUGUUCUUUCCUUUUGCUUUUAGAUUCUACUCACCAUUUGAUCCCUGAUGUUUUUCAAGACUCUUCGGUGGCGCAUUUGCCUAAAUGUGAAGAUAAUGUCUCAGGUGGAAGCCUUUCUGAAAAAAACGAAACAGUCCAUGCUGCUAUUCCAGAGAACAGUAAUUCAAUUAACACAGAUGGGAGAGUUCCUGUCUAUUCGGAUUUAGUCAUCCCUAAUUUCAUAAAGCCAGAAGAAUAUUCUGAUUUUUAUGUCCAUCCGUGUAUCCAUGAGAAGCUGUCACGGAUACAAAGUGGAAUUCCUUUACAAAAAGGAAUUUCUGGAGUUGAAGGUUCAAAAGAUGGAGAAAUCUCUCGUUUGGAGGCGUCUUCCAAUGCUAGUGUCUGCUGUAAUCAUCAGAAUAAACUUUCAAAGUGCGAUGACUUGAUCUGUAAUUCCAGUGAAGUAAAUCUAGAGCAGCUGGCUAAGGCUAAGAAAUUGGGAAUUCUCAAACUGUCUCCAGUGGACGAAGUGGAAGGAGAAAUUAUGUAUUUUCAGCAGAGGCUACUUGGCAAUGCAGUUGCAAGAAAGCACUUUACUGAUAAUUUAAUAUCUAAGGUUGCUAGGCAUCUACCCCAGGAGAUCGACGCAGCUAGGGGGAAAAGAUGGGAUGAAGUGCUUGUUAACCAGUAUCUUUGUGAUGUUAGAGAAGCAAAGAAGCAGGGCAGGAAAGAAAGAAGGCAUAAGGAAGCCCAAGCUGUUCUAGCUGCUGCAACUGCUGCAGCAGCAGCUUCUUCUCGGACUUCGUCAUUUAGGAAAGAUGCCUUUGAUGAAUCUGCUCAUCAGGAGAAAUAUAAUACUUCUAAUGGGAGGGCUGGCAUUUCUUCUCAGUUGAUGCCACGUCCAAAAGAAAUGCUUUCAAGGGUGGCUAUUCCAAGGAUUUCAUCAGAGAAGUACUCUGAUUUUGUUCAGUCAGUUUCAGACUUUUCUAAAGAUUAUCCUAGAUCAUGUGAUAUAUGCAGACGAUUUGAGACAAUACUGAACCCUAUCUUAGUCUGCUCUGGAUGCAAGGUUGCAGUUCACUUGGAUUGCUAUCGUUGUGUGAAGGAAUCUACUGGUCCAUGGCAUUGUGAAUUAUGUGAAGAAUUAUUGUCAUCUAGAUGCUCUGGAGCUCCUGUCAAUUUUUGGGACAGGGAAAAUGGUGCUGAAUGUGGUUUGUGUGGUGGUAUUACUGGCGCUUUCAGGAAAGCUACUGAUGGUAGAUGGGUUCAUGCCUUUUGUGCAGAGUGGGUUUUUGAACCAACAUUCAGAAGGGGACAAGUAAAUCCUGUUGAAGGAAUGGAAACAAUUGCAAAGGAGAUUAACAUUUGUUGUAUCUGCCGUCAUAGACAUGGUGUCUGCAUAAAAUGUAGUGCUGGUCACUGUCAAACCACAUUUCAUCCAACCUGUGCUAGAAGUGCUGGUUUUUACAUGAAUGUUAAGACUCUUAAUGGCAAGAUGCAGCACAAGGCAUACUGUGAAAAGCAUAGCUUGGAGCAGAAGGCAAAGGCUGAAACUCAAAAACAUGGAGAAGAGGAGAUAAAGAGCAUGAGGCAAGUCAGGGGUCAACUGGAGAGAUUACGUCUUAUUUGUGAAAGAAUUGUCAGACGUGAAAAAAUAAAGCGGGAGUUGGUCUUAUGCUCACACAAUAUACUUGCUUGCAAACGAGACCAAGUUGCUCGUUCGGUACUUGUUCGUAGUCCCUUUUUCCCUACAGAUGUUAGUUCAGAAUCAGCUACAACAUCCCUCAAAGGGAAUACUGAUGGGUACAAGUCAUGCAGCGAUGCAGUCCAAAGAUCGGAUGAUGUAACAGUAGACAGCACCAUUUCUGUCAAGCACCGAAUUAAGGUGGCUUUGACCAUGGACCCUGAUCAAAAGACAGAUGACAGCUCCACGUCUCAAAACCUUUUUACUCCAAAACCUUCUGAGAGGAUGCCUUUUGCCGGGAAGCAAAUGCCUCAAAGACCUUCCUCUGCAUCAGGUAAUCUUUUGGAUGAGGGAGAAUGGAGCUCAAAAUCAAAGCAUUAUGAGACUUUUGAGAAAGAGCUGGUAAUGACUUCAGAUGAAGCAUCAAUGAAGAACCAGAAGUUACCUAAAGGAUAUUUUUAUAUUCCUGUCGAUUGCCUUCCAAAGGAGAAGCAGAUCAAUCGGGAUGCAUGUUCUGGCGAACCCAUGGAACAUGAUGGGUAG
Molecule: messenger RNA, 4728 nt
Organism: Dovyalis caffra
Lineage: Eukaryota; Viridiplantae; Streptophyta; Magnoliopsida; Malpighiales; Salicaceae
Source: the annotation of a GenBank genome assembly